Molecule: messenger RNA, 741 nt
Organism: Acytostelium subglobosum LB1
Lineage: Eukaryota; Evosea; Eumycetozoa; Acytosteliales; Acytosteliaceae
Exons: 5
Coding region: 1-741 (246 amino acids)
Biological process (GO): ubiquitin-dependent protein catabolic process
Cellular component (GO): proteasome core complex; proteasome core complex, alpha-subunit complex; nucleus
Source: RefSeq, a predicted model, not a curated record
AUGAGCGGUAGAGCAGGUUCAGCAGGUUAUGAUAUGGGCAUCAUUUUCUCGCCACAGGGAAAGCUCUAUCAGGUCGAGUACGCCUUCAAGGCUAUAAAAUCAGGAGGUCUGACCUCAAUCGGUAUCAGGGGAAAGGAUACUGUUAUUGUUGCAGCUCAGAAGAAGAUUCCAGACAAGCUUAUCGACGGAUCAACCAUCACUUCAAUCUAUAAACUAACAGACUAUAUUGGAUGUAUUCAGACUGGUAUCAUUCCUGAUGCAAAGCAACAGGUUCAGAGAGCUAGACACGAGGCUGCAACCUUCCAUCAUAAAUUCGGAUACCAAAUCCCUCCCAACGUCUUGGCCAAGAAGAUUGCCGAUCACUCUCAGCUCUCCACUCAACACUCUUCAGCCAGACCACUAGGUGUUUCUAUGAUACUCAUUGGAAUUGAUGAUCAACUUGGACCACAACUGUUCAAGAUGGACCCAUCAGGAGCCUACUUUGGCUACAAGGCUACCAGCGCUGGUGAGAAGGAGCAAGAGGCUACCAACUUCUUGGAGAAGAAGUUCAAGUCCAAUCCACAACUGUCAAGAGAUGAGCUCAUUCAGCUUGCCAUAUCUACACUGCAGAAUGUUUUGGGAGCUGAUCUGAAGGCUGCCGACAUUGAGAUUGGAAUAUGUUCAUUGGAGAACAAGAGGUUCAGCUUGUUGCCAGAGGAGGAGAUCGACACUCAAUUGACUAGAUUGGCUGAGAGAGAUUAA